Molecule: messenger RNA, 1228 nt
Organism: Drosophila ananassae
Lineage: Eukaryota; Metazoa; Arthropoda; Insecta; Diptera; Drosophilidae
Gene: spn-A
Product: DNA repair protein Rad51 homolog
Exons: 3
Coding region: 96-1100 (334 amino acids)
Biological process (GO): DNA recombinase assembly; mitotic recombination-dependent replication fork processing; reciprocal meiotic recombination
Cellular component (GO): condensed nuclear chromosome
Molecular function (GO): double-stranded DNA binding; ATP binding; DNA strand exchange activity
Source: RefSeq, a predicted model, not a curated record
AUCUUUUGACUAAUUUACUUUGACAAAACGUAUAAUUUUAGUCUCACAUACGAAAUAAAUAAAGAAACUUCAAUCUAAGACACUUUGAACUGUCAAUGGAAAACCUAACGAAUGUCCAGGAGGAGGAAGAGGAGGGGCCCUUGAACGUGACAAAGUUGAUCGGCGGUCCCAUAACUGCUAAGGAUGUUAAGCUUCUCCAGCAAGCAAGCUUGCACACGGUGGAGGCGGUUGCGAACUCCACCAGGAAGCAAUUAAUGGCCAUCCCCGGACUGGGUGGAGGGAAAGUGGAGCACAUCAUCGCGAUGGCCACUCGGCUAGUUCCUCUGGGAUUCCUUAGUGCCAAGACGUACUAUGAAAUGCGAGCCGACGUUGUGCAGCUCACCACAGGAUCCAAGGAGCUGGACAAACUGCUGGGUGGUGGCAUCGAAACGGGAUCCAUUACGGAGAUCUUCGGGGAGUUCCGAUGCGGUAAGACGCAGAUCUGUCACACAUUGGCGGUAACAUGCCAGCUCCCCAUCAGUCAAAAGGGCGGCGAAGGCAAGUGUCUCUACAUCGACACGGAGAACACGUUCCGACCAGAGAGACUGUCCGCUAUAGCUCAGAGAUAUAAGCUGAACGAAGCGGAGGUACUGGACAACGUGGCCUGCUCCAGGGCCUACAACUCCGACCAGCAGACCAAGCUCAUCCAGAUGGCAGCGGGCAUGCUCUUUGAAUCGAGGUAUGCCGUGGUCAUUGUGGACAGUGCCAUGGCUCUCUAUAGAUCCGAUUACAUAGGUAGGGGCGAACUGGCUGCCCGCCAGAAUCAUCUCGGUCUCUUCCUGCGGAUGCUUCAACGUCUGGCGGACGAGUUUGGAGUGGCGGUGGUUAUUACGAAUCAGGUCACAGCCUCAGUGGAUGCUGGACCCGGAAUGUUCGCUGGUGAUAGUAAAAAACCCAUUGGAGGGCACAUAAUGGCCCAUGCAUCGACAACGCGCCUAUAUCUACGAAAGGGCAAGGGAGAGACCCGAAUAUGCAAGAUCUAUGAUUCGCCCUGUCUACCGGAAUCUGAAGCGAUGUUCGCAAUUCUACCGGAUGGAAUUGGGGACGCUAAGGAGAACUGAUCCGUGAAUAUAUCAGAGUGAGGAAAUAAGUAAUAAGUUUAUGUUUGCAGUGUUUACUAGUUUAAAAGUCAUCUUUUGUCCGAAACAUUAAAUAUUUCAAAAUGUAUGCCAUGAGAAUGGUUCUCGGA